GUCACUGGUCAGUUCUAGAAGUUCCUAUAAAUUACUCGCUACGCAAGCCUACUUGCGAGUGUCACUCUCUUCUCCUUCCUUAGCCGUCGUCUCUCUCCUUCUCCGGGAUUAAGUCAUUGCAGAAGAUGUCUCGCCAUUGUCACCCAGACUGCCAACGAUCAAUUGCUUCCAAAGAAGAGCAUGAUUCAGCUGAGAGAGCUGCUACGGUGGCGGCUAACCUGAUCAGCGUUACGAGGAAUGUACUCAAGCUGGACCGUGAGAUGACCGAAUACUCUGCUCAGUUCUUGGUGGACAACGCUCUCCUCGAGGAGAAGCCAGGGCAGAGUCCACACAGCUUCUCGUUGACCAUGGAGGACUGUCUGGAGUAUCUGGUGAAAAUGGCUUCUCCCAAGACCGAGGCCGAGCUGGAAGAGAUGGAGAAAGACCAGCAGCGACGCGCCAAGAUCACUGUCAAGGACUGCCUCGAAUGCGCUUUCAAGGAAGGGGUGCCGAGGAGUGAGCACUGGGCGCAUCUGGGAUGCGUCUCCCCUGUUCCUGCGUUUGCUUCGUUCAUUCCUCGCGUGCCUAUGAAAGGGAAAGUGAUCGAGACUCAGAAUCUUGGUUACGCCAUGGAGUUAAUGAAGCAUCAUCCGAUAGCAGCGAAACUUCUUGUCUUCAGUCCUGAGAUUGAACGUGUUGGAAAUGGAGUUUACGUUGGCCCAUCAAGUGCUGGUGGUGGUGGAUCACGUUACGUGGGACUCAGAGACGUGAUCCUAUGUAGAGCGGAGAAGUUCGGAGGAGAUGAUGUGAUGAAUGUGCAGAUCUGCUACAAGAGGAGGACUUUCUUCAUCAAAGUCUCUCUCACCCGCAUGGUUACCACACUAGCGGAUGAUGGAGAUGAGUCUCAGAGCAUUGAGCCGAUGGGUCUUCUUGUGGACUUCGUUGUCCCUCUCAUUUCCAAGUGAAAAUAAGUACCUAGAGAAACACAAUAUGGUAUGUAAUAAAUGAAGUAAUCAUGAAAGAAAAAAACCUUAUGCUAGUUGUUGUGUGACUUUUGUUUGUAGUCUGAUGUUUAAAAUCAUGCUCUAGGAGACUCUUUAUCUACCAGUUAAGAAGUUGUGAUUUUAUAUCAGUUUGUUAGACCGUUUGCUAGUAAUGAUUCCGAUCAACAUC
Raphanus sativus (radish) is the source of this 1152-nucleotide messenger RNA. RefSeq names its product protein HEAT-INDUCED TAS1 TARGET 4. NCBI's taxonomy places the organism in Eukaryota, Viridiplantae, Streptophyta, Magnoliopsida, Brassicales, Brassicaceae. The record is from RefSeq and is a predicted model, not a curated record. The transcript is spliced from 4 exons. The coding region runs from base 126 to 944 and encodes 272 amino acids.